Messenger RNA from Daphnia pulicaria, 3708 nucleotides. RefSeq names its product neuroendocrine convertase 2-like (gene amon). Gene Ontology annotation, biological process: protein processing. The record is from RefSeq and is a predicted model, not a curated record. Gene Ontology annotation, molecular function: serine-type endopeptidase activity. Bases 439 to 2451 code for a protein of 670 amino acids. NCBI's taxonomy places the organism in Eukaryota, Metazoa, Arthropoda, Branchiopoda, Diplostraca, Daphniidae. Gene Ontology annotation, cellular component: Golgi membrane; trans-Golgi network. The transcript is spliced from 13 exons.
UCCAAGUCAAAGACUUCAUUCCCUUUUUCUCCGUUGGACCGGCAGCUCGUGCGUUUCAAAGGCGGCCGUCCUAUUCGGCUGUGUCAAGAGACCACAGUCAGCAGACCGGACCCCCACCUCAAAAGUCCAAGAUACCAGCAAGAAAAGGGGUGGUAUCUUGAGGUCCGUUCUGUUCUUUAAAAAAAAAAACAUCCCAGUGCGAUCCAAGUGACGAUCGAUUCCGUUCUGUUUGGGGUUUAUUGGCUAUUUUCGAUUGGGGCGACAGAUUCGGAUGGUGAAAAAGAGAAACACGCGUUUUGAAAAAUUCCGCCAAUUCGUUCCAGAAGUCGAAGAGGACGUCGGUUGAUUCGCUCAGAGGCCAGCAACUUGUCAGAAAGUCGAGACAACAAAACGGGUGGUAAUAUUCCAACCGUCCGCGAGGUUUCCAAUCCGCGGGCCAUGUUAAGAGCGACCUCACGCUCCUGCAAGGCCGGGACGUCGCCGUCAGUCUGCUGCACUCUACUGCUGGCCAGCUUGACCGUCGUCCUGGUCACUGUCGCAUCAUCUUCAGCCCCACCGCCAGCCACCGCUAGCCGAUUCGGUUCAUCCCUGCCCCAAGUCUUUACCAACUCGUUUCUAGUCAAGCUCCGCGGCGUACAGGAUCGACAGCAGGCUGACUUGAUAGCUCGCCGCAAUGGAUUCGAAAACUGGGGAUCGGUUAUCGGCUCCGAUCACGAUUACCACUUUGUGCACCAUGCUCUGCCACACGCACGGACCAAACGCAGCGUGUUGCACACCCGCCAACUCAAAGCCGACCCACUGAUUCACAGCGCCGUUCAGCAAGUAGGUUUCCGUCGGUUCAAGCGCGGCUACAAGAAACCAUUGGCGACGCCCAUCGACCCGGCCGCAGCCAUCGCCGCAGCAGCCAAAGAGCACAGAGAUCCAACCGAUCCCUACUUCACAUAUCAAUGGUAUCUGAAAAAUACUGGACAGAAUGGAGGCAAACCUCGACUGGAUUUGAAUGUAGAAGCGGCUUGGGCUCAAGGAGUUACUGGCAAAAAUGUCACAACGGCUAUUAUGGAUGACGGUGUGGACUACAUGCACCCAGAUCUCCGAAACAAUUACAACGCCAAAGCCAGCUACGAUUUUAGCAGCAACGAUCCAUUCCCUUAUCCAAGAUACACCGACGAUUGGUUCAACAGCCAUGGAACCCGUUGCGCUGGAGAGGUGUCUGCCGCCCGUGACAACCAGGUGUGUGGCGUCGGCGUCGCCUACGAUUCCAAAGUGGCAGGAAUCCGAAUGCUGGAUCAGCCCUAUAUGACGGACCUGAUUGAAGCAAACUCGAUGGGUCACGAACCGCACUUGAUUGACAUCUACAGCGCAUCUUGGGGCCCUACGGACGACGGUAAAACAGUGGACGGCCCACGAAACGCCACCAUGAGGGCCAUUGUUCGAGGAGUCAACGAAGGUCGACGUGGACUGGGCAACAUCUACGUGUGGGCUAGCGGCGACGGCGGUUCCGACGACGAUUGCAAUUGCGAUGGAUACGCGGCUUCAAUGUGGACAAUAUCCAUCAAUUCGGCAAUCAACGACGGGCAGAACGCCCAUUACGACGAGAGCUGUUCUUCCACCUUGGCUUCGACAUUUAGUAACGGUGCCAAAGAUCCAAACACCGGAGUCGCCACCACCGACUUGUACGGUAAAUGCACGAAAACGCAUUCGGGAACUUCGGCAGCCGCACCGGAAGCUGCUGGCGUAUUCGCUCUCGCUUUGGAAGCCAAUCCGUCGUUGACGUGGAGGGACAUCCAGCACUUGACUGUGUUGACAUCUAAACGCAAUUCCCUCUUCGAUGCCAAGCGUCGAUUCGAAUGGACCAUGAACGGCGUGGGCUUGGAGUUCAAUCACCUCUUCGGUUUCGGCGUCCUGGAUGCUGGCUCGAUGGUCACGUUGGCUAAAGCAUGGCGAUCGGUUCCAGCCCGUUUUCAUUGUCAAGGUGGCGCCAUGAUGCAACCCAAACCAAUCCCAACCAACGGCUCUCUGAUUUUGACACUAGACACACGUUCAUGCCAAGGAAGUGAAACUGAAGUUGAUUAUCUGGAACACGUUCAGGCCGUUAUCAGCCUAAACACGACACGUCGAGGCGAAGUCGAGAUGUUUCUGACUUCACCUAUGGGAACGAGAUCCAUGAUUCUGAGCCGCCGACCGAAUGAUGAUGACAGCCGCGAUGGAUUCACCAAAUGGCCGUUCAUGACUACGCACACAUGGGGCGAGGACCCUCGUGGGCGUUGGACAUUGGAGGUCCGUUUCAAUUCCCCUACUGGCGCCAAGCAGAGCGGUUGGCUACGUGAAUGGACUCUGAUGCUUCACGGGACACGGGACGCUCCUUACGUCGGUCUCCCAGCUGGUGAUAAACAUUCCAAACUAGCUAUAGUCAAGAAAGCCCACGAAGAACGUAAGAAGGCUCGCAAAUAGAAUCGGACAAAUUAAUUAAACAAAAGAAGUGAAGCAGUAAACCACCAAAACUUGAAAAAAAUCCAAACAAAAACAAAUCCCAACAAAAACAAAUUCUCCUCUCCCUCCCAUAUACUCUUUAAAAAAAAAAUACGGAAGAAAACGCAACAACCAGGGACGAUCUUGCUCCUCUUCUUUUCCUCUCUUUCUCUAUCGAUUUCCUUUCCACCAUAUCGACGUUGAGCUUUCCGUUCGAAUUUCUGAGUUUAUGGCAUUGUUAUACAUCUCUUUCAUUCUCCUCGGUAAAUGUCCUAUCGUAAACUUCACCACGAAAUGCUACUAUAUUGCAAUUAUUACAUGUUAUGCUGUCAAAUCUGAUUAAUACCUACCAAACUUCUUCACAAUUCCCCGACUCGGCUCCUUAUUGACGCGUGAUCAUUUAUAUCGGGACUGGCGAAUUCUCGGAAGGCUGCUGCUGCUUCUCCAUUACCCAACACACACGAAAAAAUACAAAAAAACUUAAAUUCCUCGACUCCUCCUUCCUUUCGAAUUCGAAAAAGAACUACUACUACUAUAUGAAAAUCUUGUUGGAAACAUGACAAGGGGGAAAAUUGUUUGUCAGCUCGAGGGCAGUGUUCCUGUAUCAUUAUGUCUUAAAUUCUUUCUUACCUUCCCGUUUUCUGUUUGCCGGAUUGUUACGAUAUACCCUCAACCGGCGUUCUCUUAUAUAGCUUUGUAUCUUACAUGUUAAUUAUAGGGUCGAUGGAGCUGAUUUUUUUCCCCUUUGAUCUUCACCUAAUUUUUUUUUCCAGUUGACUCCUGUGUUAAUUCGGGUGUCAAAAGAUCAAACUGAGUAUUCAAACAACUUUAUCUUAUUAUUAUCUCACGUGAACGUUCCCAAAUACGAAGAUAUAUAAAAUCUAGCUUCGAUUCUACUAACGUUACUUACUGGGUAGUAUUAAGUCAUUGAACUGCGAGAUGGACGACAAAUCGUGAGGGAAUGCGUUCAUCGUGUCCUGGUAACUUUUCCUUUCUCUCCAACUUAUAUUUCCGUUUUCUUGUUCGCGGUUCAUCGAUCGAAGAUCAUUUCCCAGUGGGAAUCGUACCAGCUACUAUCACAACACAAAAGUACUACAUUCCCUUUGCCCCCGCAUCAGCCUCUUUUGUUGGGUUUCUUUUCUUUUCAUAACUUUCUAUUCUUCCUUUUAUGUUACUUUGCUGUAGGUAACAAUGAGAAAAGAGUCUAUAAUCGAAUACAAAGUAACAUAUAUAGCUGUA